UGCGAGCAUGCCGCAACGUCCACACUAAACAAAUAUAUUAUAAAUUUAAACUAAAAAUAAUUUUUAAAUAUUUUUAAUGGCUUCUUUGUUGUUCUCUCCUAUCUCAUUCUUACUACCUUCACAAAAACGAAUUUUCUCCUUCAUUUCCCUCGCUCCUCUCUUCUCUCAGAUUUACCAUAAACCACGCUCUGUUUUCACGGAGGCCUGCCGAUCCUCACGCAGCAGAACUCGCUGGAAAACGCAACAAAGAACCGGCAUGCCCACUGCUUUACACCCGCAUGCCCCCACUCUCCGCCGUGAAAGAAUGGACAAGCUACUUGUGGAUCACGAAUCGGGUGCUGGAGAAGGGGACAUGCUGUUGACAGAUAUAGAAAGAGAAAUUGGCUCUUCGGGUAAAAAUGCUGCACAGAAAAACAGAUCCCGUACUGGUGAAGUCAGAUUCUUUGGAGUGGAGUUGUCUCCGGAUAAUAUUGCGGUUGCCAUGGUAUAUUUUGUACAGGGUGUUUUAGGCCUUGCAAGGCUUGCUGUCAAUUUUUACUUAAAAGAUGAUCUGCAUCUGGAUCCUGCCGAGACAGCUGUAAUAUCUGGUUUUUCUGCAUUGCCCUGGCUUGUCAAACCUCUUUAUGGGUUUAUUAGUGAUUCUCUCCCACUUUUUGGUUACCGAAGGAGGUCUUACUUGGUUCUAUCUGGGCUUCUUGGUGCAAUCUCAUGGAGUUUGAUGGCCACCCUUGUUGACAGCAAGUACAGUGCUGCUUUAAGCAUACUUCUUGGAUCUGUUUCUGUUGCCUUCUCAGAUGUUGUUGUAGAUUCUAUGGUUGUGGAAAGGGCUCGUGGUGAGUCACAAAGUGUUUCAGGAUCUCUUCAGUCUUUAUGUUGGGGAUCCUCAGCAUUUGGUGGAAUUGUGAGCUCCUACUUUAGUGGCUCAUUGGUUGAUGCUUAUGGUGUAAGGUUUGUUUUUGGUGUCACGGCAUUGCUACCACUUAUAACAUCUGGAGUUGCUGUUCUAGUAAAAGAACAGCGCGUGGUUGGUCCAGCUUGGGAGCAGAAUUUUCCUUUAGGUGGCCCUGGCUUUCUUGAAAGCUCAAAACAAAACAUUAUUCAGUUAUGGUUUGCUGUAAAGCAGCCCAAUGUUUUUCUUCCAACUUUAUUCAUUUUCCUAUGGCAGGCAACUCCACAGUCAGACUCUGCCAUGUUUUACUUCACCACAAAUAAACUUGGUUUCACCCCAGAGUUUCUAGGGCGUGUCAAGCUUGUUACCUCGAUUGCUUCAUUGCUUGGUGUUGGACUGUAUAAUGGAUUUCUAAAAAAUGUUCCUCUGCAGAAGAUUUUUCUUUGGACAACCAGUAUUGGUACAGCUCUUGGGAUGACUCAGGUUUUCCUUGUCACUGGACUAAACAGGAAGUUUGGUAUAAGUGAUGAGUGGUUUGCAAUUGGGGAUUCUUUGAUCCUCACCGUGCUUGGUCAGGCUUCUUUCAUGCCCGUCCUUGUGCUCGCGGCAAGAUUGUGUCCGGAGGGUAUGGAAGCAACACUCUUUGCAACUCUCAUGUCCAUAUCGAAUGGUGGUAGUGUCCUUGGGGGGCUCAUUGGUGCUGGUCUGACGCAGGUUUUUGGUGUCACAAAAGACAGAUUUGAUAACCUGGCUAUCUUGAUAAUCCUAUGCAACCUCAGCUCAUUGUUGCCGUUGCCUCUCCUCGGUCUACUACCCCAGGAUGGUCCAGAUGCCACUGAGAAAGAGAGUGGAGAUAUUGAAAUGAAAUCUAGUUAAAUUCUCUACAUCUUGCUCUCUAUCGUUGCGAUAUAUGUGCAUCGUCAUUUGGUGGACUGUAAAAUUUAGAAAUAUUGCUGAAGUAUUUUCUAUUCUUCUUACAGAUAUCAUAUAACAGAGCGGUGAGAGAAGGGGAGAGUACUGUAAAUAUCAGCACAAUAGACAUAGAGAAAUGAUCCUUCGAAAUGUCAUUCUUCUGGGCCAACAAUUAAGUAUAUUUUAAUUAAACCACUGUGUUGCCUGUAACAAGUUCCAGGUAGUGAUGGAGGAAUUAAUCAAAUAUUUUAAUAAUAUAUUAUUA
Messenger RNA from Mangifera indica (mango), 2066 nucleotides. Its product is annotated as folate-biopterin transporter 1, chloroplastic-like. Gene Ontology annotation, cellular component: membrane. The record is from RefSeq and is a predicted model, not a curated record. The transcript is spliced from 9 exons. NCBI's taxonomy places the organism in Eukaryota, Viridiplantae, Streptophyta, Magnoliopsida, Sapindales, Anacardiaceae. Bases 77 to 1765 code for a protein of 562 amino acids.